AUGACGCUGGAGACCUUCUCCUUCCCUAUUCCUGAAACUCGGUUCUUCAGAGCUGAUGGGAUCAUCUUCAAGUUUAAGAUCAGAACAGGCAGCAGCUUCAGUGUUUAUUUCAGUGGAGAGGAGGUGAUGGAAGGAAAUGGCUUCCAUCAGGAACUGGAGGACAUCAUCAGAACGGUCAUCGGCAACCUGGGCAAUCUCCAGCCUUUCUCCAGUACCCACUUCAAUGUCUUCCCUUAUAAGAAGCGCUGGGAGGGAUUAUCUAAGGUGAUUUGCAAACACGAUGAGAGGAACCUGAGCGCCUACCCUUUCAUACUCAUCGUCUACCUGGAGAAAAACACACAGAAUGGAACACAUGCAGAGAAGAGGCUGAGUCCAGAGAAAGAGAGAGAGCAUCACUUCUCUGUUUCUAAGCCCCCGUCCAAGCGCACUAAGACAGACUCACCACUAGAGGAGGCCAUACUACAGGACUUAGUCAAUGAGUUGGAGGCUGAGAGCCGGAUUUCCAUGGUGGGCAGGCUGCACGUGGACAAUCCACAGGAAGAGGGAGAGGUCAAAGAGGAUCCGGGACAUGUUGUCAAGCUGAAAUCAGACCUCAAGAUGAAGAGUGAGAGUCCAGGUGAAGUGCAGCCGGGGACAAUACAGGACAAAGAAGUGGAGGAGGAAGAUAGGGCAGCUUCAGAGACCCCUGGGUUGCUGACUCGACUGGCCAGCCGAAUCUUCCCUUUCUCCUUGUUCUUCAGAGCCGAAUGAGAGACAGGAAGGUCAAAGUUGUUCUUGUAAUGGAGCCUCAUCAGGGUUUGGUUUA
Messenger RNA from Limanda limanda (common dab), 805 nucleotides. Its product is annotated as membrane-anchored junction protein. The transcript is spliced from 9 exons. NCBI's taxonomy places the organism in Eukaryota, Metazoa, Chordata, Actinopteri, Pleuronectiformes, Pleuronectidae. Gene Ontology annotation, cellular component: nuclear inner membrane. Gene Ontology annotation, biological process: meiotic attachment of telomere to nuclear envelope; homologous chromosome pairing at meiosis. Bases 1 to 750 code for a protein of 249 amino acids. Gene Ontology annotation, molecular function: DNA binding. The record is from RefSeq and is a predicted model, not a curated record.